AUGAUUUCAUAUCCACCUACCCGGUGUCAAGCGGUGACGGGACACACACAAUAUAUAAGAACGUCUGGUGCGCGUUGUGUCACGGAGAACGUCGGCGGGUCGUUUACUGGAAACCUUUAUGCGACUGUUGCGGGCACGACAAACGGGUGUUACCGGUACAGGUUCGGCUGGAGAACGCGUCCGACCACACCCUGUUGUACCGGCCGAGACGGCAAGUGGUACUACGCAGACUACAAAAACAGGACGUUAUUCUCGUGUGACUACAAGAUCCGGCCACCGGACUCGAUCGCCACUCCACCAUUGCGCCCGUGCGUCGGCGAAGGAUCCGCUGAAGGUAUCGUGGACGGCCGUCCCGUCGGCACGCCCACCGCCAUGGCAUUGGCGUGCGCGUCACACACAUACACCAUUUUCGAGUACCCGUCAAGCGAUGGCAAUAAUAUUCGCGUGUUCCGAAACGUCGACUGCGCCCGGUGCAACGGCUUGACCAUUAACCAGUUGAUGUGCGACACCGCAUGA
Messenger RNA from Macrosiphum euphorbiae (potato aphid), 516 nucleotides. NCBI's taxonomy places the organism in Eukaryota, Metazoa, Arthropoda, Insecta, Hemiptera, Aphididae. The record is from the annotation of a GenBank genome assembly.